AAGGUGUGUAAUUAUUCGAAAUUGUCAAGAGUCAAGAGCACAACUUGCCGAAAACAAACAGAGAAAAAAAAAAAAAAAAAAAAAAGUCGUUAAGAGCUUAUUAAGCUACUAAUCUGAACAUUCAACCCUUAAUUAAGAACUAACAAAGUCCCGUAAUCACUCUUCCUCAAAAAAGACCCAGUCCACUAUCCCGUUCGACAUGAAAAGUCCUUCACUCACCACCGCUGCCAACAAGCUCUCUUCAUUCCCUCUACCCUCACAACCCCAGCUUCUUCUCCCCUACCUCUGACCUUUACAAAUUCACGCGAAAACAAAUAUAAAACAAUUGGGGGAAUCCUGUGAGGAGAUAAAACGAGAAAACCCCCGAUGGGUGGGAAUGGGAAGCACAGGUGGAAAAUCUCAUUUCACCGCUCUAACUUGAAGCCAAUGGAGCCCAAGCAACCCCCCAAGGAAUUCCUCUGCCCUAUUUCCGGUUCACUCAUGUACGACCCGGUCGUUGUCUCGUCGGGUCAAACAUUCGAGCGCGUGUCCGUACAGGUGUGCCGGGACCUGGGGUACUCGCCGAAGCUGGAGGACGGGUCGAGACCCGAUUUCACGGCUGUGAUUCAGAACCUGGCAAUCAGAUCGACGAUUCUCAGCUGGUGCGAGACCUCCGGCACGGAGCAACCGAACGCGCCGGAUUACAGCUCCGUGGAGAGGCUUGUCCGUGCGGAGAUGGCGGCGGAGCAGGAGAAGAGGUCGCAGGAGAUUAGGGUUUCCGAGAGGGAGUUGCUGAAUGGCGUGGCGGAGAAACCGCCGGUGAUGUUCACGCACGCGGCGACUGAGUUGGGCCACCGAGUCAACCAUUUCUACUCGAGCUCGUCGGAGGAAUCGGUGGUUAUAGCGGCGAGUCCGGCCACUCCUCUGCCUCUCGCGACUCGGCCCUUGUGCUACUCGUCCUCAUCGUCUUCUUCCGAAAUCGUAGAGAGCGAAACCCAGGCCCGAACUAUAAACCCUAGCUCUUCCACUCCCGAGGAGGACCAAUUCCUCCCGAAACUCAAGAGCCCCGAGGUGUUCGAGCAAGAAGAGGCCGUAGUCGCGCUGAGAAAGCUCACGAGGACUAGAGAGGACCUCAGGGUCCCUCUCUGCACCCCUCGGCUGCUCUCCGCCGUCCGAUCAUUAAUCUCAUCCAAAUAUGCUUCCGUACAAACCAACGCCAUCGCGUUGUUGGUGAACCUCUCUCUGCAGAAACCCAACAAGCUCCAGAUCGUACGGUUAGGAUUCGUCCCCCUGCUAAUCGACGCGCUGAGGGGCGGAUUCGCCGAUUCGCAGGAGCACGCGGCCGGUGCGCUCUUCAGCCUAGCGUUAGAGGACGAUAACAAGAUGGCCAUCGGAGUGCUAGGAGCUCUACCGCCGCUAAUGCACGCGCUGAGGUCGGACAGCGAGCGGACCCGUCACGACUCGGCGCUGGCGUUGUACCACCUAACGCUGAUCCAGAGCAACCGCGUGAAGCUCGUGAAGCUCGGGGCCGUGCCGACUCUGCUGGCAAUGGCGAAACGUGGGAAUUCGGCGAGCCGAGUGCUGUUGAUCCUAUGCAACCUGGCAGUGUGCGCGGAGGGGAGGUCGUCGAUGCUGGACGCGAACGCGGUGGAAUGUCUGGUGGGGCUGCUGAGGACGGGGGAGGAGGGGGCGGUGGACUCGGAGGCGACGAAGGAAAACUGCGUGGCUGCGUUGUACGCUCUGAGCCAGGGGAGCAUGAGAUUCAGGGGGCUGGCCAAGGAGGCGAGGGCGGCGGAGGUGCUGAGGGAGAUAGAGGACCGAGGGAGCGAGAGGGCGAGGGCCAAAGCUAAGAGGAUAUUGCAGAUGAUGAGGGGGAGAGAGGAGGAGGAGGCGGCGACGGAUGAGGACUGGGAGGGGGGUUUGAACUCCGGUGGCGGCGUGGGUCGAACUCGGUACCGAGUUGGGUACGGUCCGAACUCAACCACUUUUUGAGAUUUUUGUUGUAAUUAUUUGUUCAGUCAAAGCUAAAAAAAAAAAAAAAAAAAAAAAAAGAACAAAAAAAGAAAAGAAAAGAAAAGUUAGUAAUUAUUGGUGAACUGAGGAUUGAGGUUGACCGGGUACUAAGUUGACGGGAAGAUAAAUAUGUGGGGGGUUUGGUGGGCACAGUGGUGUAAUUGUUUAUAGGAAAUAUUCAUGCUUCUUUUUUCUUUUUCUUUGUUUUUGGUGGUUUAUAUGGGUUUUGUUGUGAUAUCUGAUAAUUUUCAUUGUUUAUAUUUAAGGUUCUUUUGACCAUGUAAAUAGUAAAUUUUGGAAGGGAUGUUCUGAUGGUACAUGUGAGAUUUAGUUUUCCUUUGCCUUUCUGAUUU
Corylus avellana is the source of this 2345-nucleotide messenger RNA. RefSeq names its product U-box domain-containing protein 38. The record is from RefSeq and is a predicted model, not a curated record. Gene Ontology annotation, molecular function: ubiquitin-protein transferase activity; protein binding. Gene Ontology annotation, biological process: protein ubiquitination. Lineage: Eukaryota; Viridiplantae; Streptophyta; Magnoliopsida; Fagales; Betulaceae.